Rotaria sp. Silwood2 is the source of this 720-nucleotide messenger RNA. The record is from the annotation of a GenBank genome assembly. NCBI's taxonomy places the organism in Eukaryota, Metazoa, Rotifera, Eurotatoria, Philodinida, Philodinidae.
AUGGAGUUUAAAAAAUCGACAAAAAUAAUGAUUGAUGAUUUAUUAAUGGAUUCCAAAAUUGACUGUUCAAUCGCUUGCAUCGAAGAAAAUAUUAACAAAAGAAAACAUUAUUAUGAACGUUAUCGACGCUUACUACAUAGUGCAAUGAUUCGGUCGGAGGGACUGGCACAAAAUGUACAAAGUAUUUUGAUAUUGAUCGUUGAAAAAGAUCCAAAACUAAGUGUAAAAUAUAAAAUCUUUCUGACAACUGCAAUUAUUACACCAAUAUUUAGUGCCGGUGUUAUCAUUGGACUUACUACAGCACAUGUGCUUCCAUUGGCAACCUGUAGCUUUACUUUAUCUACAGCUGGAAUUGCUGGAGUGGCUAUUGGUGGUGGUAUACUACUCUUAAUAACAGCAUGGCUUGUUUACAAAACAAUUCAAACUAAGCGUUUUGAUUGGAAAAAAGCAAUGGGUGAAUUAAGUGAAGCAUUCCGCGAUAUACUUCGAAGAUAUUUCCCAUAUUUAGAAAAUUUUUUCUCUCAAGGACAUGAAAAAGCAAUAACAGAUGAUCAACUUCAAAAAUCACUUCUACAUUCAUUAGAAUGUAUACAAGUUGAUGAAAACACAUGGCUAUAUGAUGAUAGUUUAAACGAUUUAAAAAUAGUGAUUGAAGAAACAUUAAUUGAAUUAGAUGAAGAUCAUUCUAUCUUCGAACAAAGUUGUUCAUGUGAAGCUUGA